This is a messenger RNA of Castor canadensis (American beaver), 3325 nucleotides long. The record is from RefSeq and is a predicted model, not a curated record. NCBI's taxonomy places the organism in Eukaryota, Metazoa, Chordata, Mammalia, Rodentia, Castoridae.
AUGGCUCACCGUAUCAGGUUUUGCUGGAUGGCUUUGGUCCUGCUUCUUCAGAAUUCUGUUCUAGCUGAAGAUGGGGAAAUAAGAUCAAGCUGCCGCACGGCCCACAGAGACCUGGUCUUCAUCCUUGGACGGCUCCUACAGCGUGGGCCGGAGAACUUCGAAAUCCUCAAGAAGUGGCUGGUCAACCUCACGGGCAACUUCGACAUCGGGCCCAAGUUCACGCAGGUGGGCGUGGUGCAGUACAGCGACUACCCGGUGCUGGAGGUGCCGCUGGGCAGCCCGGCUCGGCGGUGCGCUGGCGGCCGCGGGCGCCCGUGCGCUACCUGGGCGGCAACACGCCGGGGCCGGGCCAUCCGCUUCGCGCUCGACUACCUGUUCGCACAGUCCCCGCGCUUCCUCACCAAGGUGGCCGUCGUGCUGACCGACGGCAAGUCCCAGGACGAGGUCCAAGCGGCCGCCCAGGCGGCCCGCGACGGCGGGGUCAGCUGUUCGCCAUCGGCGGGCGCCGAGACCGAGGACGCCGAGCCUCAGGGCCACGCCAACAAGCCCGCGUCCACCUACGUUUACGUGGAGGACCUACAGGCCAUCAGCAAGAUCCGCGAGGUGAAUGAAGCAGAACGUCUGUGUGACGAAUCUGUCUGUCCAACACGAAUUCCUGUGGCAGCCCGAGACGAGAAGGGAUUUGAUAUUCUUUUAGGGCUAGGUGUAAAUAAGAAAGUUAAGAAAAGAGUCCAGCUUUCACCAACAAAGAUAAAAGGAUAUGAAGUGACAUCAAAAGUUGACUUGUCAGAGUUUACGAGCAACGUUUUCCCAGAAGGUCUUCCUCCAUCGUAUGUGUUUGUUUCCACUCAGAGAUUUAAGGUCAAGAAAGUGUGGGAUUUGUGGAGGAUAUUAACCAUCGAUGGAAGGCCACAAAUGGCAGUUACCUUAAAUGGGGUGGAGAGAACCUUGUCAUUUACAACAACCAGUGUAAUCAAUGGCUCACAAACUGUCACCUUUGCUGACUCUCGAGUUAAGACAUUAUUUGAUGAAGGCUGGCAUCAAAUUCGUCUUUUAGUAACAGAGCAAGAUGUAACUCUGUUUAUUGAUGAUCAGCAAAUAGACAGUAAGCCCUUACAUCCAGUACUAGGAAUCUUCAUCAACGGGCAAACACAAAUUGGAAAAUAUUCUGGGAAAGAAGAAACUGUCCAGUUUGAUGUCCAAAAGUUGCGAAUCUAUUGUGACCCAGAACAGAAUAACCGGGAGACGGCGUGCGAGAUUCCUGGAUUUAAUGGAGAGUGCCUUAAUGGUCCCAGUGACAUAGGUUCAACUUCAGCUCCCUGCAUUUGUCCUCCAGGAAAACCAGGAUCCCAAGGCCCCAAAGGUGAUCCUGGACAGCCUGGGAGCCCUGGCUACCCUGGACAACCUGGUCAAGAUGGUAAGCCUGGAUUUCAGGGACCCUCAGGAUCACCAGGUGUUCCAGGAUCUCCAGGAAUGCAAGGAGCCCGAGGACCUCCAGGUUACAAAGGAGAACCAGGGAGGGAUGGCCAAAAGGGUGACCGUGGACUUCCAGGCUUCUCUGGGCUUCAUGGGAUGCCAGGAUUAAAGGGUGACAUGGGCCCCAAAGGAGAGAAAGGAUCACCUGGAGUUUAUGGGAAAAAGGGUGCAAAAGGUGAAAGGGGAAAUGCUGGAUUUCCUGGACUUCCUGGACGUGCUGGAGAACCAGGAAGAGAUGGAAAAGAUGGAUUAAUGGGUAACCCUGGUUUCAAGGGAGAAGCAGGAUCCCCAGGUGCCCCAGGGCAGGAUGGAUCUCGGGGAGAGCCUGGAAUCCCAGGAUUUCCUGGAAACCAAGGGUUAAUAGGACAAAAGGGAGAAAUUGGGCCUCCAGGACCACAAGGAAUAAAAGGAGCUCCAGGAAUGCCAGGUUUGGUGGGAAGCAGUGGUUCACCAGGCCAGCCUGGCACACCAGGAUCUAAGGGGAGCAAAGGUGAACCUGGAUUUCCAGGGCUGCCAGGGGCUGCUGGGCUCAAGGGGGAGCCAGGGGCAGAAGGUCUCCCAGGAGAACCUGGCUACACAGGCUUACCGGGGGUCCAAGGAGCAAAGGGAGACAAAGGAAGUCAAGGUGAAACGGGCAUUCAGGGGCUAAAGGGAGAGACUGGAAGACAAGGGACCCCAGGAAAACAGGGAAGUCAAGGCCAUCCUGGAGGGAAAGGACAGAGAGGAGAAAAGGGAGAACCUGGUAUGAGAGGUGGCAUUGGACCAAAAGGAGAUCCUGGGGUGAAUGGCCUGAUGGGGCCUGCAGGUCCCAAGGGACAGCCUGGGGACAUGGGUCCUCAGGGGCCACCAGGACUGGAUGGGAAGCCCGGAAGAGAAUUUUCAGAACAGUUUAUUCGACAAGUUUGCACUGAUGUAUUAAGAGCCCAGCUACCAGUCUUACUUCAGAGUGGAAGAAUUCAAAACUGUGACCAUUGCCAGACUCAACGUGGCUCUCCUGGUGUACCUGGGCCACCUGGUCCCAUGGGCCCUGAAGGUCCCCGAGGAUUUCCUGGUUUGCCAGGGAGAGAUGGGGUUCCUGGAUUAAUGGGCGUCCCUGGGCGCCCUGGUGCUAGAGGAUUAAAAGGCUUACCAGGAAGAAAUGGCGCAAAAGGGAGCCAAGGGUCUGGAUAUCCUGGAGAACAAGGUCCCCCUGGUCCCCCAGGUCCAGAGGGCCCUCCUGGAAUAAGCAAGGAAGGUCCUCCAGGGCACCCAGGUGUCCCUGGCAAAGAUGGAGAUCAUGGGAACCCUGGAAUCCAAGGACAGCCAGGCCCUCCUGGCAUCUGCGAUCCAUCCCUGUGUUUCAGUGUCAUUGUCGGAAGAGAUCCAUUUAGAAAAGGACCAAACUACUAAUGUCUGACGCCUCACUCGACAGCCCAGGCGUGGUGCUUUUGUGGUCUUGUGCAGCUCAGGAAGAUAACCCAGAGAAACCCCUCGAAAAGAAACUAAAGUACCUCGGUGUUUUUAUUUCUUUUUCCUUAAGGAAAAGUGUAUAAAAGGUUACAUGUACUGAUAUUUAAAGGCUCCUCAGUAAUUUGGAGUCUCAAGAUUAGUAGCAUUAAUUAAUUCUCAAGGGUUUCUUGUUAAGUCCAUUCUUUUUAAUCAAAGUUAAACGCAAAAAUCCACCAUUGCCUGUUAGUCAGUUGAUUUCAGUCACUGUGAAAUACUUCGCAGUCUCCAUGCAGGAAAGACUUGAGUUCAAGUUCAUGUUUGUGUGUAUUUCAUGUUGCUUAUCUUACAGCUCAUGUGUCUGCAUCAGCCAUAAUGUACCUGGACGCUGGAAAUAAGACGAGGGCUGAUAUUCAGCUGGGAU